GAGUAAUCAGACGCCUCACAGAGCGGCAGGCAAACCCGGGCUGGCAGAGCGGCUCGGCAAUUCUCCACUUCAGUGCUGGGAGGCCAACCCUUCACAGACCUCACCCAGCCCCGCCGCCUUGCCAUCUGUCGAUCAGUGCUGCCCUGGUAGCUCGAUAUGCGGAGCGCGGCUGGGUUGCUGCUGCGCUACUCUGCGCUGCUCGGCCAGCAAGCUGCCACAACGCCAGCAGCAGUGCAGGCUACGCAGGCGGUGGCAUGCGCAGGCAGCCGACGGUGGUUUGCUACCAACAGCCACGACAUCUUCAACACGCACCGCCACGAGGCACACAACAACUGGGACACCGAGUUUGACUUCACAGACGCCAACUACGAGAAGGCCGCCGAGAUCAUCUCUCGCUACCCGACCAACUACAAGGCCUCUGCCGUCAUCCCGCUGCUGGACCUGGCGCAGCAGCAGAACGACGGGUGGCUGAGCCUGGCGGCCAUGAACCGCGUGGCCAAGGUGCUGGACAUGCCCGAGAUCCGGGUGUACGAGGUGGCCACCUUCUACACGAUGUUCAACCGCAGCAAGAUGGGCAAGUACCACGUCAUGGUGUGCGGCACCACGCCCUGCAUGCUGCAGGGCGCCAAGGGCAUCUACAAGGCGCUCAAGGAGCACCUGGGCAUCGACUACGGCCAGACCACGCCGGACGGCAUGUUCACGCUGGGCGAGAUGGAGUGCAUGGGCGCGUGCGUCAACGCGCCCAUGAUUGCGGUGGCCGACUACACCAAGGGCGUGGAGGGCUUCUCGUACAACUACUACGAGGACCUGACCCCCGCUGACACGCUGGCCAUCAUCGACACGCUGAAGAAGGGGGGCAAGCCAAAGGUUGGCUCCCAGCACCGCAGCAAGGCUGAGCCCGCGGGCGCGGUGGUGGGCGACAAGUGGGUGCCCAGCAAGCCAGCGCCGGAGCAGAUGACGCUGAUGGGCGAACCCCCGGGCCCCUACUGCCGCAACCUUGACGAGGAGCCGGCGCAGCAGGCGGCGGCCCCCAAGUGACAUGGCACCCUAGUGCCACCCGCCGGCCCCGCAUUAUUUGCUGGCGGACGUGUACUCGCCCUGGGCAGAAGCGGCGUUAAAUGUCUUGCACUGCCACCAAUGACGCUGCCGCGGUGGCUCCCAGGAGCCGCCAGGCCUCUGUAAGCUCUUUUCCCUCGCUCUCCUCCCUCAUUGCUGUCAUGCCCUGAAGGCGCACAACAGUGUAAUCACUGCCGUAG
Molecule: messenger RNA, 1256 nt
Organism: Chlorella variabilis
Lineage: Eukaryota; Viridiplantae; Chlorophyta; Trebouxiophyceae; Chlorellales; Chlorellaceae
Exons: 8
Coding region: 157-1038 (293 amino acids)
Biological process (GO): mitochondrial electron transport, NADH to ubiquinone
Molecular function (GO): NADH dehydrogenase activity
Source: RefSeq, a predicted model, not a curated record